Colletotrichum acutatum is the source of this 1542-nucleotide messenger RNA. RefSeq names its product phosphomethylpyrimidine kinase. Gene Ontology annotation, biological process: thiamine biosynthetic process. Bases 1 to 1542 code for a protein of 513 amino acids. Gene Ontology annotation, cellular component: cytosol. Gene Ontology annotation, molecular function: thiaminase activity; hydroxymethylpyrimidine kinase activity; phosphomethylpyrimidine kinase activity. Lineage: Eukaryota; Fungi; Ascomycota; Sordariomycetes; Glomerellales; Glomerellaceae. The record is from RefSeq and is a predicted model, not a curated record. The transcript is spliced from 11 exons.
AUGGUUCAGGGACGAGUUCUCGUCAUUGCCGGCUCGGACUGCUCUGGCGGAGCAGGCCUCGAGGCGGAUCAAAAAGUCAUCGCGGCGCAUGGCUGUUAUGCUAUGACGGCCACCACGGCACUGACGGCGCAGGACACGACUGGAGUGCACGACAUUCACCAUGUUCCGCAGAAGUUUCUGCUCAAGCAGAUUGAUGCCUGUAUUGGUGAUAUCGGGGUGGACGUUGUCAAAACUGGCAUGCUGGCUUCGCCUGCUACGAUUGAGACGGUUGUUGAGGCUCUCAAGAGACACAAGGUCCCCAAGGUCGUCGUGGACCCGGUCAUGAUCGCGACCAGCGGCGCGGAGCUGCUCCCCCGCGAGGCCGUCGCCGCGUUGUUGGAGGGUCUGCUGAAGCUCACCACCGUCCUGACGCCAAACAUCCCCGAGGCCAAGCUCAUCCUCGAGGACUCGGGCCACGCGCCGGUCGAGGUCGAGAGCGUCGGGGACCUCGAGGCGAUGGCCAGGUCGGUGCAGGAGCUGGGGCCCGAGUGGGUGCUCGUCAAGGGCGGGCACGCGCCGUUCAAGGCUGACUUAAGUGUGGCCAAGAGCGAGGAGGACAAGGCUGUUGUUGUGGAUGUGUUGUAUGGGCACGGCGAGUUUUGGCAUGUGCAGAGCCCGUAUCAGAGUUCGACGAAUACGCAUGGGACCGGCUGUUCUUUGGCUUCUGCUGUUGCGUCGAAUUUGGCAAAGGGGUUUGGUGUACCGGAGGCUGUCAAGUCGGCUUGUCGGUACAUUGAAGCUGGGAUCAAGACUGCUCCUGGGUACGGAAAGGGACAUGGGCCGCUGAACCACUUUCACUCUAUCCAUACGUUACCCUUUGCACCGGGGCGCUUUAUCGAGUACAUGCUUGAGAGGCCGGAUGUCAAGGAUGUUUGGAAGACGUUUGUGUAUCACCCUUUCGUCAUGGCCAUGGGAGACGGAACGCUGCCCAUGGAGUCGUUCAAGCAGUAUCUCAUCCAGGACUACCUCUAUCUAGUUCACUUCGCCAGAGCCAAUGCACUGGCUUCGUACAAGGCGAAGAGCAUAGCAGACAUCUCAGCUGGUGCCACAAUCGUCAACCACAUAACUCGUGAGAUGAGCCUACACAUCGACUAUUGCAAGGGCUUCGGCAUCACGGUGCCUGAAAUCGAGGCGACAGAGGAACAUCAAGGCAAGCCCGUACACACAGCCUGCACAGCGUACACGCGCUACGUUCUCGACGUGGGCGUCAGCGAGGACUGGAUUGCGCUGCAGAUGGCCCUCGCGCCGUGCCUGCUCGGAUACGGCGCCGUGGCGAAACAGCUCCACGGGGACGUCAAGACGAAGCGCGAGGAGAACACGUACUGGAAGUGGAUCGAGAACUACGUCGCUGACGACUAUGUCGGGGCGGUGAAGACCGGCUCAGAGUUGAUUGAGAGACAUGCCGCCUUGCAGAGCCCGUCGAGUAUAGAGCGGUUGAUCAAGAUCUUUAUUCACGGCACAAAGAUGGAGAUUGGUUUCUGGGAGAUGUUCCCCUACCGGUGA